Messenger RNA from Camellia sinensis, 654 nucleotides. The record is from RefSeq and is a predicted model, not a curated record. Lineage: Eukaryota; Viridiplantae; Streptophyta; Magnoliopsida; Ericales; Theaceae.
AUGGGCAUUAGAGGCACCAUCCCACCCCACAUUGGAAACCUCUCAUUUCUAUCGUACUUCAACAUCACCAGCAACACUUUCCAUGGUCAUCUUCCCAGUGAGUUGGCUCGAUUACGUCGCCUAAAUGUUGUCGACUUUGGUGUCAACAAUUUCGGUGGAGGUGUUCCGUCAUGGUUUGGAAACUUACCCAAGCUUCAAUACUUGCAUCUCGCAAACAACAGUUUCACUGGUUCAGUUCCACCUUCCAUUGGCAACAUAUCAACAUUAGAGUCUCUCAAUUUAAGGUCCAAUUUUCUAGAGGGAAGAGUUCCUGAAGAGAUCGGUCAUCUUUCUAAACUGAAGACGUUACGCAUGGGAUAUAAUAAUUUGUUGGGGUCUAUACCGUCAACCAUCUUCAACAUCUCAUCACUUGAAAUCAUUGAUUUCACAAUCAUAUCAUUGUCUUACAAUAAAUUCACUGGUUUCAUUCCGAAGGCAAUUGGGAAUUUGACUUUGCUUCAGAUUUUAUAUCUCGGUGAAGAAGUGGUCAGUGGCAUCGGCGAAGAAGGCAUCGCCAGUGUUGGUGACAGUGAUACCACGGCGGUGGCAGGUGGUGAGAUCGACAUGGUCAAAGUCGGCGCUGAAGCUGACGACGCACUGGACCGAGGAGAAUGA